CAUUUUUUGAUGAAAUACAUUUUAGGAGAAGAUUGAAAAAAUGUGGAAGAGAAAAAUUGAAGAGAAAACAGAUUUAAAUUUUAUGAUUCAAAAUAAGAAAGCUUUUAGAAAUCCGAGCAUUUACGAGAAACUUAUUCUUCAUCUCAACAUUGACGAAUUAGGCACAAACUUCCCUCCUGAGUUAUAUGACGGUCAUCUGUUUGGAAAAGAAUCCUACUACGACGAACUGUCUAAGAGUCAGAGAGCUGAAAUGGACAAGAGAGAAAAGGCUGCCGAAGCGAAGAAGAAAAUGGGAGAUGCCAAAAUAAAAGAUGCUUUGAAUACACUACAGCAGAGAAAAUCUAAAUGGGAUCAAGCUUCGAGUGGACCUGGAGUAGGAGUAAACCCUGCCCUAGCUAAAGUUAUCCCAGCCUUCGGAAGUUUAAAGAAGAAAUAGAUCUGUUCGAAGAUGAAUCUGGGUUAUCUAAAUAUCUCUGUUAUGAGUCAACAUGUUGAAAAUAUCCUUCUUUCCUAAAUUUUAAAUCAAUCUAAUUGAACAGAUCUAACAGCUAUCUAAUUUAUAAUCUUUUUAAACUGUACUUAAGUCCGGAUUAGUAUAAUCUUAAACUUCAAGUUCAGGUUUCUUUUUAAAUCUGUACUUAAGGUCGGAUUAGUAAUUAUCUUAAACUAUAUGUUCGGUUUUUUGUUUUUAUUAUUGAUGAAAAAUAUUUUUAGACUCUGAACAGUUUGCUAAAUCAAAAUAUUUUGUCCACCCUCUUCACUAAAAUCUCAGAAUUGUAUCCUAGACUCCAUCCUGUUUCAGAGAGAAUGGCCGAGGAGGGAGAUUCCAGUUUCACGAGAGAAAUACCAGACGAUAUUUGUCGCGAUUUUAUGCGAAAUGUUUGCAAUCGAGGCCAGAAAUGCAUAUUUAAACACCCAGAAAGUGGUCCUGAACAAGCAAAGGCUGAACCUUCAGGAUUACAAGAUAAGGUGAUGUUCUGCCACGACUUCCAGAACAAUCGUUGCGCCAGAUCUAAUUGCAAGUUUAUCCACUGUAGUAAAGAUUCAGAAGCUGAAUAUCUAGCUUCAGGACAGUCACACACUAACCGCUACCUUCCGCCAUUAGUGAGAGAUCAAAUAAUAACCAAAGGUGUGGCGGCAGAUUUACCGGCGGUGAGCGGCGGAAUACCGGUCUGCAAGGACUAUCUUAAAGGCAACUGUCGACGCAAAUCCCGGUGUAAAUUCCGCCAUCUGAACUCUAGAGAAUAUGAUAUGGAGAUGGCGUCAUCUUUCCCUCCCGCACAGAACCUUCUCCAAACAUUCUUCGAGGAGGCAGAUAUGGGAGACCGGCGGGGUCCGAUGAAACGGAGAAUGAUGGAGACGGGCGGGGGAUUUGAAAUCGGGCCUCCGCCACAAGCAUUUAUGAUGUUAGAGGAGGAGAAUUGCCAGUUAAAAGGACGAAUAUGUGAACUAGAAAAGAAAGUAUCUGAUCUUCUUGCAACAAACGAGUUCCUGCUCGACCAGAACGCCCAGCUGAGGAUGGGUGGAGGAGGUCAGCCUCCAGGUCCUCGGCCUCCGAUUAUGUACGGGAGACCGAUGUAAUGCCUCCAGUAUUCUCCUGUUUUCUGUUUGUUGAAAGUUCUCAUGAAAUAUUCUCCUCCGAUACAGGAGUUUAUGUAUAUAUGUCAAUAAAGAACAGAUCAACACAAAUAAUUGUUUUUAAAUUUGAUUGAAGUUCAACUCUUUUUUUACAAAAAGUACAAAUGUGUUUUAAAAAUUCCUUCAUGAAGCUUCAAGCUUUUAUAGUUUUUAAAAGAUUUAAAUCCGUUAAAAGUCUUUAAUCCGGAUUUAAGCCUAGUUUUUUUUAUGAAUACACAUUUGUAAAUGAUCUUAUCCUGAAUGUAUUUUGUUAAACUAAAAUUUCAGA
Molecule: messenger RNA, 1906 nt
Organism: Eurytemora carolleeae
Lineage: Eukaryota; Metazoa; Arthropoda; Copepoda; Calanoida; Temoridae
Product: zinc finger CCCH domain-containing protein 10
Exons: 8
Coding region: 808-1581 (257 amino acids)
Molecular function (GO): metal ion binding
Source: RefSeq, a predicted model, not a curated record